This is a messenger RNA of Melanaphis sacchari, 835 nucleotides long. RefSeq lists its product as uncharacterized. The record is from RefSeq and is a predicted model, not a curated record. The transcript is spliced from 2 exons. Lineage: Eukaryota; Metazoa; Arthropoda; Insecta; Hemiptera; Aphididae. Bases 320 to 817 code for a protein of 165 amino acids.
AAAGGAUCCAAAAACCGCCAACGUCUUGGGGUUUUCCCCCAUCGGAGUCAGUACUCAGUAAUCAGUCUAAGACGUGUUUACCAUGAUUAAAUUGAAAAUAGAUAUUUUAUUUUUGGCUAAGAGUUCGUGACUGCUGUUGGACAAUGUCCACUGUCGAUUAUUUGUCGGUAAUCGCUAAUCAGUGUAAUUCCACUCCGUUACUAUUUAAUACUUAUUAGUUGCUAUGUCUUACCAUAAUUCCGCCAUCCGUCCGUCAACCGUCAGAUACCUAACCUAACUAACGAAUUUGGGUAACGCUAUUCCCAAUUUAGCCCCGAAUAUGGAUUUAUCAAUAAUGGAUUUUGUGUUAAAACACUUACCAGGCUAUUGGGAUCCCGUACCUUCAUAUACAACCAGCAAUAAGUUAUUCAUUAUUUCGCAGUCGAGGAACCCUGAUGAAUGCCAAUAUAUCGAAACGAUGUUUUACGGAGCAAACAUCAGUCGAAUCUUAAGAGUGCAAAAUCCAUUCACGUAUGCCCGUUACAUGUUCAGGCGUGAAAUGAUUCAAUCCACUUAUGAAGAUACAGUUUUUCACGGAGUUCACAAAGAUGAUUUGAAUAUAGCAUUGAAAUUUAACUGUGAUUAUAGAAGAUAUACAAAGAAACGAGAUGGAAUAUAUGAAAACUCUCAACAUCCCAUGUUUUAUAAAUCAUUCUCAGAUUUAUUAAACAAUACUAUACAUCCUAUUGCAGACAUAAAUGUCUUAGUUUUAAAAAUAAUGACAGAUACACCAAAAACACAGUGUGAUUAUUAUGUUCAAUAUAUUGUUGAAUUUUGAUUUAUUUUUUAAUUAAAA